Messenger RNA from Bradysia coprophila, 5144 nucleotides. RefSeq lists its product as uncharacterized. NCBI's taxonomy places the organism in Eukaryota, Metazoa, Arthropoda, Insecta, Diptera, Sciaridae. The record is from RefSeq and is a predicted model, not a curated record. Gene Ontology annotation, molecular function: DNA-binding transcription factor activity; RNA polymerase II cis-regulatory region sequence-specific DNA binding. Gene Ontology annotation, biological process: regulation of transcription by RNA polymerase II.
UCCCAGUAAACAGCAGUUCUAAUUAUUAGAGUAAACAAAUUAAAUGAGAAGUAACACUAAAAUCGAGCGUUCCCUAUUAAAACGGAACCUAUCUCAAAAUCAUAAUUCCAGAUUAACCGGUCAAAUCAAACAUAAAAUUGAAGAAUCCUUUCGUAUGCUGGCCAUGGGAAUAAAUCGAAGGCGGAUUCCCGAGCAUUUUGACAUUUCGGUUCGGAGACGGAUUGCCAGGCUCGUGAUUUUGUCAAACGAUAAAACAUAUGUCAUUCGUACACAGUUAUUCGAUGGAGAUAGUCGGGCAGUGACUUAUUUUCAUAUAAUUAUUUAUUCGACAAUUGAAUUCAUUAUUUAAUUGUUAAUCAUAAAUCGAAACACUUCGAUAACAUUGCCCAUCAAAUUGAUUUCGUUUCAAUGCGAAUUAUUUUACUGUGAUAAAUAGGAAAAAAAUUAUUGUUUUAUGUGUACACACACACGCAUUCCAUCAUAUACUUCAAACGAAAUGAUCGUAAAAACUUGGUAUUUAGAUGCUAAACAGUGAGAAUAUUUGUUUUUUCAAAGAAAAAGUGUAUUUAACGAACGUAUCCAGUAAUUAAAUUAAAUUAGUGCCGUGAUCGAAAACGUGUGUUGUAUUGAUACUCGGGCCAAGUUCGAUUUACAUUUCCAAAUUCAAUUAUUGCCACACACUUGCAAUGUAAGAAAAGAAAAAAAAAGAGGUAGAAGAAGCAGAAACCUUUUCAUUUCGUUGAAAUGACGUUGCCCAUCAUCGUAAGUAAGCAUCGAAGCAUUACACCGUCCUAAUUAGGCCAGUUAGCUGUGUCUUCGGAAAAAAAAUAAUAUUCAUCUUAUCUCCACAUUAAGUUGAAGUUUGUGUUUGUAUGCUUCGGUCUUAGUCAGCUGCUCUUAGUUCAAAAAAAAAAUUGUGCUGUGUUUUGUUAAUAUAAUUACGAAAAAGAAGAGAAAAAAUUGAUAAGGAAGUAAAUAAAAUAUUAUGUGUGAUAUUCAGGAGGUUACACCAUCAUUGUAGCAGGAAUCAGUAGUCAUAGGAUUAACAAGACCAUUGUAAAUACAUCAGAAUCAUUCCAAAUUUGCCGCUACAAAAAUGUCUGGUGAACCAGAUUCAGGUACAGGACCCGGGGGCUCUGGUGUCAAGUUAGAGUCCCCUAUCAACAACAAUAAUAAUGAUGACACAGAAUGUGAUAAAGUGACGGCAUCCAAUACGAAUUUUGAAUCGAAAGACGGACUCAAAAUACUGCAAUGUGAACGUUGCGGUGAAUUUGAAACAAUCUCGUUGGCAUUGCUGCUGGUCCAUGUGGCCCAAUGUAAUCCAACCAAUCGGGUCGAAGCAGAAAAUCACAACGAUACGAAUAGUAAUGAUCAACCGCCACCUAGUGACGCAACUAAACAAUCUCGAAAGCUGUUUGAGUGUGAUGUGUGCAAUAUGAAAUUUUCAAACGGAGCGAACAUGCGCCGGCAUAAAAUGCGGCACACCGGAGUCAAACCGUAUGAAUGUCGAGUUUGCCAGAAACGAUUUUUUCGCAAAGAUCAUUUGGCCGAACAUUUUACCACUCAUACGAAAACACUGCCGUACCACUGUCCCAUAUGCAAUAGAGGUUUCCAACGACAGAUCGCUAUGCGAGCCCACUUUCAGAACGAGCAUGUUGGCCAGCACGAUUUAGUGAAAACGUGUCCGCUGUGUAGUUACCGGGCCGGUACUAUGAAAUCGUUACGUGUUCACUUCUUCAAUCGGCAUGGUAUCGAUUUGGACAAUCCGGGACCGAAUGCUCCGUCAUCGUUACUGUUAGCUCUCGAUCCUCAGAAUGCUGGAAACUAUUUGGCGGCGGUGGCCGCUGCAUCAGCUGGCGCAGCUAAUCAACAACCAAAUUAUAGUGAUAGUGGUGAUUCAUUACGGUCGGCUGACAAUGCAACGCCACCAAUGCAUUUCUUAACACCUCACGUGGAAAUAUCCAUGGCCGAUGACAGCAGUUUCAAGCCCGACCAAGGAACAAUUAGUGUUAGUUCAGCGUUAGAGAUUAAGCCUUGCCUUUCUAAUCGAAUGAAUGGUGGGUCACCGGCAUCACCUCACUCAGCAGAUUCGAAUUCAAACGUUCCAAGCAGCUCCCAGUCACUGUUAGGAAAUGUCAUACAAAACUCUAGGCAUCUAUUGGUUGAUGGUCAGAUCACUCCGUCGAUUAGCUUAAUACCGAUCAAACAGGAACCAUCCAACGAUGACUACAAUGACAGUUCCCAGCGCAAAUCGGACGGGACAAAAGACGACGCAUCAGCACCACCAAAUAGUUCACACACAAAUAAUUCAAUUGAAACAAAUAACAGCACUCCGUCAUCAUCUCUUACAUCACUGAUUAAGGUGUCUCCACUGAAGUCAUUAUUACGCGAGGAUCUGAAGCGGAGAAUAUCCGCACGGGCCAGCAAUCGAGCUUCACGUAAUACAACCAAUAAUAGUCAACAGAAUUCCGUUACUGUCACUCCCGAAACGACGCCAUCAGCUGCGACCACUUCCAAUGGCACAAUCACAUCGACGGGUCCCGAAACCGAAUUGAUUCCAACAUCACGAAAGCGAAUGCUGCAAUGUCUGUUUUGUGGCAUCGAAUUUCCCGAUCAGACGCUGUACUUUUUGCACAAGGGCUGUCAUAGCGAAAGUAAUCCGUGGAAAUGUAACAUUUGCGGCGAACAACUCAAUAACGUUUACGAUUUCAAUUCGCAUUUGUUAAGCAAAAGUCAUCAGUAGCAACUAUAGAUCAUUUUCUUUUCGUCCGUUAUUGAGAGACUCGUACGAGACCUUUAGAUUUUACUUCACCUUAGGAUCUUCCAUUUUCGUUUUAUUGGACGAAAGUUUUAUGAAAACUUUUCCUGAAUCACCUUUGUUGAUUUGAUCAUCUUUGGCAAAACAUUAUCUUCAAAUACAUUCCAAAGAGUAAAUUGAUUAAUUUUAAUCUCUUCUAAUUCUAUCUAAUUACAUUGUUCGUGCAACAGUUGAAAACAUGGAUACAGUGGAAAAAAAGAAUUCUUCUUUGAAUUAAGAUGACUAGUUUCAGAGCUUCGAUUUUCCAUUUUGAGUCACGAAUUACUAAUUUUUAACCUUUACAAACGACCUACGUAUCACAUUACAGUCAUUGAAUCUGCUACUUCUCUUAUUUAGAAACGUCUUUAAGUUUUCAACUCAAAAUCUUCUACUUCAUUUGUUUUAACAUUUAUUUCGCUAUAUAACACAGCAAUAACUUGUGAACAACGCACAUUUUUUGUUGUCUUUGUCGCUAACAGAUGAUUAGCCGUAUUUGAAAGACUUUUUAGGGCUUUCUCGAUUUUUUGGUUUCUUAUUAUUUUAAUGAAUAAGACUCGAAACAAUUCAGGCAUACCUUGAUCUGAAACUGAAAUUCAAUUAGGUCUGAUUAAGUCCUAACUGAACUGUUCUGAAUUGACCUGAAAUCUUAAAUCAAAAGAAAUUCAGGUAAAUCAAGUCAGUUUUUAAACGAAUCCCAGAUAUACGUGAAAUCGGACCUGAUUUACCUGAAUUUUUAUUGGUCUUCCGGUUGCAAGUUCAUGCCAGCUUCAGGAAAUCUGUGCUUCAGGUAGUCUGAGCAUCAGGUAAUCUGAGCUUCAAGUAAUCCUAGCUUCAGUUUAUUUUGAGCUUUAAGUAAUCGGAGUUUCAGUUGAUCUAAGCUUCGGGUUUCAGAUCCGAGCCGUCAUAGCAUAGCAAUUGAAACCUCGCUCGAUUGGGAAAGUGAAGUCGGAUUCGGAUCUCAAAAGAAAUAAUUUGUUUUCGAACUGCAACACUGACGAUUAUGCGUUUGGUAAUUUGUUUGCAAUUUCGUUUAUAUUAGAAAUUUAAUUACAAUUUUCCUACAAUCCGUGAUGUCCGCUUUAGACCUAAAAGAUUCUUGAAUCUUAAGAUUUCUUGAAUAAGUCAUUCGUGAGAAGUAACUCUCUAAUUCCGAAUAAGGCGUACAGAUUUGAAUGAAUAGCUUUUGCUCAUGUGUUGUAAUGUCAAACUAGGGGUGGAUAAAUGUAGAAGAUCUUCAGAAGAUUUUCUUUUAAACAACUCAUUAAAAUUCCUAAAUUCAGAAAAGUUUGCAGAAAUUUGAGAAAACUUUUUAAAAUUCGAUUGAGCAAGUCCUCUAAAAAUUGCCUGAAUUUUUUUAAAUAGCGUUUAUCCUUCCCUCAAUCUCAAAUGAAUGAACGAAAAGAAAAUAAGAAAUUCGCUUCUAAUGGCAGAAUUACUAACAAUUCCAAAAUUAUUAAAAGGACAACAAGUAUUAUCAAGAUUUCAAAUAGAUUUUCUUUUUUUAAAUAUAAAAUCACAACAACAGUGUAAAAUAAAGUUAAAUUAAAAGAAAACUAAAAAUAAAAAACAAAAAAUAAAAACCGUGAAAGUGCAAAGUAUAAAAUAUAAGAUAAAUAAAUGAAAAUUAUUAUGAAAGAAAAAUAAAAACAAAAAAAAGGAUUUAUCCGUCCAGUCCAACUAAACAAAAAAUGAAUUUUAUUUAAAACACACUUUUGUGACCAAAUACAUUCACAAAACUCACAUAGCAAUGGAAUUAUAAAUUAAAACAAAUCUAAAUAUUUUUAAAAAUGAAAACAAAAAUGAAGAAAAUGAAAUUUAUAUUUCUACAAUUUCUAUUUUAUAAACAGAGUUAAAAAAAGAAAGGAGAAAAAAAAAUAUUUGAGAUUUUCCUUUUGCGUCUUCAGAAAGUAAACAAAGCGGUUAAGGGGUUUAAUAAUUAUUAUUGAUUGAUUGUACAGUAUUUAUUUAAAAAAAGAGAAAUAAAUUAGAAAAAAAAUUAAAUUUUAUUGAAGUUGAUAGCAAAAUAAAACAAAAUAUAAAAACAAAAAAAAUUAUUGAAAUUUAAAAAAUUCUUUAACAAAUAAAUUUAAAGUAAAACUUAGAACGAAUUGUAUGAUAAUAUUAUGAUUUAGUGUAGAUAGCAUAAGAAUAUUAAAUUUUAAUUCAAACAAAAGAUAAAAGAAAAUAUGAAAAAUUUUUAGAGGCAAAUAUAUUUAUUGUUAUAACAAAAAAAAGAGAGAGAAAAAAUCAUGUUGGCAAGCAACAAUAUUCCUCCCAUAUUUCUUACAAAUUAUAUAGUUUUGUUAUCUAAUUUAAAAGAAAAAGAAAGAAAAAAAUAUUUUUUAUG